UAUCCCCUGAUAUACGGUAGCGUAAUUGCCGUGAACGACUCUAGUUUCGUCUCGCUCGACGAGCCACCCAAAGUUUAUGCAAUAACGUGAACCAAGUCGCAGCACUGAUUCGAACAAGGAUACGCACUUGUCUGCUGGGUAGAUCAGCGGGGAGCGACAUGUUCUGUUCCAUUUACGUGCGGUUGCGCUUUAGUAACAAACACCAUGAUACUCGUCACAGUACACAGCCAGGGCUGUUUGUCUCAACCAUCUCGUUAACACUAGGCACUACGAUCUUUUGAAAGACAUCCAUUUCAUGCCAGUGCAAGAGUUGCUGAGAGCUUUCGAAAUCUACGUUUCCGGCCACGUGCCUUCACAUCUACUUGAUAUCCGUGAUAUUGGGACCGCUAGCAGCAUCAGCGACGUAAAGCUAUUAACAAGGGAGGAUGUGAGGAACACGGCGCGCUUAAGGAUAGAGAUGGUCACGGAGGCGGAUAUCCUGGCGAAUAAGGCUCUGCUGGGCUGCGAAGAAUGGGAGGACUGGCGCUUGGGUGACAUGACCCCUCUAAUCCAGAUGCAACUCAAAUAUGCUAUUUUCUCCCAUCGCUGGUGCAGCACUGGUGAACCAUCUUUCCAUGAUAUUUCCACCGGGAUAACAUCAAGCCGUGAUGGAUGCGCGAAGCUUUUGAAUUUUUGCAAGAAAGCAAAGGAAUUUGGUUGCGAUUACGCCUGGUCGGACACCUGUUGCAUAGACAAGACUAGCAGCGCCGAGUUAGAGGAGGCCAUCCGGUCUAUGUACCGGUGGUACGGCAGUGCCGAAGUGUGCAUUACGUAUCUUGGAGCAUCGUCGAGCGUGAAGGAUUUCGACGCCGAACCAUGGUUUACCCGUGGAUGGACGUUGCAAGAGUUGCUUGCACCACGUCGGACGAAAUUCUAUGGCAGGGAGUGGGUUCCCAUUCUUUCCCAAUUACCUCUCAAAAGCAACGAUAAAGAACAAGACGAACUAUCCGGUGCCAUCGAGUGUGUCACUAGGAUACCUUGCCACCAACUAAUCGCUUUUCGUCCAGGAUGCUACAGAGUAUGGGAGAAACUGCUCUGGGCAUCAAGGCGCACAACGACAAAACUGGAAGACAUGGCUUAUUGUCUCAUCGGAAUCCUCGAUAUUAACAUGCCCAUUGCGUAUGGAGAAGGCGAAUGGGCCUUCCAUAGGUUGAUGGAAGUAAUCCUGCAGAGAUGUGACGAACCCGAGAUUUUCGCCUGGGUUGGUUUGCCUUCCAUGUACUCUCUCGUUUUGCCUAGCUCUCCCGCAUGCUACGAGGCUAUCUUGGACUCCAUGUCUGCGAAAACACUACGCCUAGAGCCGUCACAGAAUCAGCAGAUAUUACCCGCGUGGACCUCAAACAUAGGAGACAGGACAUUCACGCUGACAAAGCACGGGCUGGAGAUCGAUCUUCUCAUGAUAGACGUAGAAAUGGUCGAGAUCGAUGAGAGCACGGGCCACCAUGGUGACGCUUGGCUCACUCUGCGCCCAGACUGGAACUUGCCCGAAGGCACAAGGGCCAAAGAGACGAUUAAGGUCCACACCGAUAUUAGGCGGUUGUACCUGGAGCCCCAGUGGGUGUUGGGCGUAAUCAAUUACGAGAAAGCGUCCACAAAUUACGGACGGCUUGGUGCAGGCAAAAGCUACCUAUGUUUUCUAUUGGGAAGUCCCUAUGAUCCUACUAGGUGGACGAAAUUUUACACGAGAAACCUUCUUAUCCUUCCUUGCGAGCAUGAUAUGGUGGGGCCGCUUCGGAGAGUUUGCCUUCGGCAACGGUCGGCUACUCAGGAAUACCUACCAUGGCUGAAGGCGACGAGAAUGUAUGGCUGAUACCUUUAGUAGACUUGUCAACCGGCUUUAUUGCAGCGUGCGACAUGUAAAACAGACUAAUGGUAGUCGAGAAGGCUUUGCAUCAAUCUGAGAUGGGUGAAUCGUCAUUCAUUGUCUACCUGCAAAAAUUCUGAAUU
This is a messenger RNA of Pisolithus orientalis, 1986 nucleotides long. RefSeq lists its product as uncharacterized. Bases 296 to 1849 code for a protein of 517 amino acids. The transcript is spliced from 3 exons. NCBI's taxonomy places the organism in Eukaryota, Fungi, Basidiomycota, Agaricomycetes, Boletales, Pisolithaceae. The record is from RefSeq and is a predicted model, not a curated record.